Myxocyprinus asiaticus (Chinese sucker) is the source of this 3880-nucleotide messenger RNA. RefSeq names its product melanophilin-like. Gene Ontology annotation, biological process: intracellular protein transport. Gene Ontology annotation, molecular function: myosin binding; actin binding; small GTPase binding. The record is from RefSeq and is a predicted model, not a curated record. The transcript has 15 exons. Lineage: Eukaryota; Metazoa; Chordata; Actinopteri; Cypriniformes; Catostomidae. Gene Ontology annotation, cellular component: cortical actin cytoskeleton. The coding region runs from base 92 to 1819 and encodes 575 amino acids.
AGCAGUUUGAGUUUCUGUCUGAAACUGUCCAGCUGAUAUCCCACUGGAUUACCAAAGGCUGCUGAAUUGAAGUUCAGGCUUUCUCACUCAGAUGAGAUUCGAGAUGAUGCCCAGCAGUGGUGAUGGGAAACAUCUGGAUCUCUCCAGGCUAACGGAUGCUGAAGCCAUGCAUGUCUGGCAGGUGAUUCAGAGAGACUUACAUCUGCGGAAAAAAGAAGAGGACAGACUAGGGGAGCUGAAGACCAAAAUAUUGAAAGAGGAUACAAAGAGAGAGUUGCUGGAAUAUCAGCCAAAACUCAGCGAUUCUCUCUGCAUCCGUUGUCUGCAGCCCUUCAAAUUCCUUGUCAACAGCAAGCGCCAAUGUCUGGACUGCAAGCUCUUUGUCUGCAAGUCCUGCAGCCAUUUUAACAAGAAGGACGGAUGUGGUUGGGUGUGUGAUCCAUGCCACAUGGCCAGAAUCCUCAAGAUUGGCACAUUGGAAUGGUUCCAUGAGAAUGUACGCUCUCGCUUCAAACGUUUUGGCAGCGCAAAGGUCAUGAAUUCACUUUUUAAGUGGCUAAACAGCGAUCGUGCCUACUCUCAAACUGAUCUCAGAGAGCCUCGAGACGAUGAUACGCACAGCAUGCCUGAAGUGCACACUGGUUCUCUAUAUAGCCAGGAGGAUGAGCAAUCUGAGGGGCCAGACAGACGGCACUUCAGCCUGACCAGAAGAGGCAGACGGCUGCUUCCUGUUGAUCCUCUUGAUUUUAAUCUUGGUAUUGAGAGCUCUGCUUAUUCUCAGCCUCAUUUCUUGCUGUACUCAGGUUGCCAGGAGAAAAUAACCCAGAGUAAAGGUUCAGUAGUUGAAGAGGACUGGUCCACAACCUUUAAGCAGAUCCUGGAGAAUGGAGCUCAUGGCAAAGGUGAUGAGAUGAAGGAUAUGUUUCAAAUCAGCCAAAGAAAUCUGGACAAACCUUCUCAUUUUUUUGAUGAUUGCACGCCGCACCUAGAGCAGAGGAUGACAAAAGCUCGUUCCCAGUCUAAGAUGAGCAUUUCCUCAGCUGGCAGUUCUAACUAUUACCUCCACCAAGAGCUUUCCUAUAGCCUGGAUGACUCAGAAGAUGAUGAUGAGUCUCAGAUUAAUCUCAUAUACAGUCCUCCCCUACAGAGGGAGCCCUCACCAGAUGACAUUCCCCCACAGAUUAUUGAGCUCAGUAAGCGUAUGUCAGCAAUCGAGACACUUCUCUGCCGUUUGGAGCAGAAAAUGACAGUUCCAGUAACUGGAGGAUCAAUGGAACAGGUUGAGCCAGAGAAAGAGGAGGAUCUGUCUCUAGCUGACCUAGAGGAGCUUGAGCUCAGGAAAAAACUUGAUGAACUUACUGAAAAAAUAAGUGACAAAGGCCUGUCCUCUGAUGAGGAUGAUGCAACAAAAUCUUCAGAGAACUCUCCAAAGCAAGAAGCUGUUUAUCACACUACAGCUAUGAGAAGAACUUCAGCUGGACUUGUCAGACAUGAGUGGCCUUUGGUGAAUGAAUGGAAAGCAAAACCAGAUGUGCAUAAAUCCCUCAAAAAGCAGAGGAGAGUGAGUUCCUUUGAGCUUGGUAACACAACCAGCUGUGAGCUGUCACAACUGGAGGGAAAGGUUGCAAUGGCAGCAGCUAGUGUUCAGAGCACUCAAAGCGGGGUCACAGACAUUCAGAAAAGAAUUGCUGCUUUGAGUGCUGCGGGAAUGUCAAUGGAGUCCUCCCGUAGACGGGCUUCUCAGUCUUCAAGGAUGUUGAAUGAUUUUCCAAGAGCCAGCAAUGAAGCAAGAUCUUUAAGGAAGCUGAGCAUCAUGUGAAUCAAGCUUAUGCAUUUUAACAUAUUUUUAGUAAGCUGUGAUGGAAUACAAACCCACAAAUCACUUUACAUAAGGCAUAUUUUAUAUAACGGUUAAGAGAAUUAGCUGUAAGUGUUUGUGGCCUGGACUCCCAUCUCGUUAAGGUGAUAUAUUUAAUUAAGAGUUAAGAUAUAUUUCAUAAUUGCUUUAAUUGCUUUCAGUAGAUUAUUGUUUAGUGUCAGAUUACUCGGAUAUAAUGAGAGGCUCAACUUGUAACAUGCACUUUUUUUCUCUUAGAAUAAAAAAUGUAUCAGAAUGUCAAUUAUGCAUGACAGAAACUAUGUUUUUCUGUCUACAUACAGUAGCACUUAUUAACUCCUGUUGUUUAAAUAAUAAAACACCUUAAGAGUAUUUCUAUAUUAUAAUAUUUUCGAUAUUUAAUGUCUGAAUUAAAUUCAGAUAAAGACCUAAUGAAAUUUAUUUCCCUCAGUAUAUUGCAUACAAUACUGUAUUUGAUACAUUUUUCAGAUAUGAUAAAUGAUUGUAAGUUUUUUUUUUUUUUUUGCUCAUUAAAUAUCUAACACUACUCAAAUCUCAUUGUCCUCUGCUCCGUUUCAGCACUGAUUAACUGAACAGCGCAAUUCUAACACAUAUUCCAACAUCACAUGUUUAGAAUAAGGAUAUUUUGUGUAUACAUGCAAGCUGUGUAGUAUUCACCCUCCCCCAGAGGGGAUAUAAAUCGGUGGAUCACACUAGAGCAUCUCCUUAACCUCUUAGAAAGACUCCAGGAAGCCUCUCAAGAAAACUCCUUUCACUCAAGAUAUCCUCUGACAAACUGCAACCUAGAAGACAAGACACUUAUGCUUACUCUUCACUAAAGGAUCUUUUUAUUUGUCAAUUGAGGAUCACAGAAUAAUAUACCAGGAGGUGAACAUCUUGCAACAUUCUGUAAGUGUCAAUACAGAGUAAUUAAUCAAAUGUGGAGGCAUGGAAGACAUUAAGAACUCUAUGAAAUUAGAAGCCAGAACCAGAUGUUAGCAUUGAAUUUCCACAUUUAAAUAUUAUCCAAAAACUGUAAUUAUUUGGUGCUGUACUUCUCAUAGUACAUUUUUGUAUUCUGUUGUCAAUUUAUUUAUAUAUAUUUUUUCUGUUUUGAUAUUUUUUUAUUAUUAUUUGGAGAAAGACAAAUGACUGUGCUUUGAUUGUAUUGCUGUUUCUUAUUAAUUUUUGCAGGUUACAAUUACCUCACUCUUGUGCCAUACACUGACCCAUGGCUGUAAAGCUGUGUGCGCUGCUCUGUAUCCUUAUGCUGUUAAUGCAUCUUACCCAGCCAAAAUCUCAUGAUGAUCUACCAUUACAUUCGCUGGAGUUCAGAGGUGCAAAUUUCCAAACUGAAAAUUUCAAUUGCUUUUAUUGUCACUACAAAUAUCAGAUCCAUACAUCUUCUAUAGCCGCUUGUCCUAUGUAGGGUCAUGGGUAUCCUGGCCCGGGUUUCCCAAAUGCAUUGCAAGCUUAAGUUGAUUGUCGAGACCAUUGUCGCCAGCGGUUUCUAAGAUCUACUUAGGCUUACGAUGCUUUUGGGAAAUGCAGUCCUGGGCAGGUGGCCAGUCCAUCACAGGGAAACACACACAGGCAUAUACAUUCACACUCUCACUCACACCUAUGGGCAAUUUAGGGUCUCCAAUAAACUUAACCUGCAUAUCUUUUGGACUGUGGGGGAAACCGGAGCAUCCAGAGGAAACCAAAGCGAUUACGGGGAGAACAUGAAAACUCCCAAACAUCAGAUAUUUCUGAAAAUGUUUCUUUUCUGAUAGUCAAGGUAGCACUUCAAUGUAAAAUCAUGAAAUGUUUUCUCAAGAAAACCACAAACCAGCACAAAUAUUGUUGAUUUAUAGGGAUCAAGGGGUCCUAUUUUUAUUUUAUUUUUCUAUUAUUCCCAACAGAUCCAAAUAUUAAUGCCCUGUGGUAUAAAGGCAGAGGAAUAUGGCCCGUUGGAAGAUUUGGGCGAAGGAUGGCACAAAAAAGUGAAGGAUCAACUUUUGGAAAGCACAGGACCUGCUAUCCAGAGGCUGUGGACUGACA